Messenger RNA from Cylindrotheca closterium, 1683 nucleotides. Lineage: Eukaryota; Bacillariophyta; Bacillariophyceae; Bacillariales; Bacillariaceae. The record is from the annotation of a GenBank genome assembly.
AUGAGCUACAUCGACCAAUCCUUCAACGCAAAUCAAGCCUGCAUUGGAUUUUGUGACAAUCGGAGAAAACACUCCUAUCAGAACACUUCAUAUCAUUCAUCCGAUGAUGGUGGCAUGCUGCUCCUGGAACAAAACGUGCAGAAGAAACAAGAUAUCGAUAACCUCUUAUCAGAAGCAUUGAAUGCUCUGACAUUUCACGAACGAGAGGAGCAACAAGAAGUUCUUCACGGGGUGGAUAAGGUCAUUGCGGAAGGAGAUGACUUCAUCGCGAACUCCUUGGUUGAUCUUGACACGGACCUCAUGAGGAUAAAAGCUGGCAGUGCGUACGAGAUUGCCGAACGUAUGGAUCCUACUUAUGCCACCUCAAGGGCCUUUCGAGUAAUGUUUCUUCGAGCCAAUCGGUAUGAUGUAAAGGCAUCCGCAAAUCAGAUGCUAUUGUUCUUUGAAUUGAAGCAACAACUAUUUGGAAAUGACAAAUUGGCAAAGGAUAUCACCAUUGAUGACCUGGACGAAAAUGAUCUAGAAGCCUUAAAGGCGGGCGCUGUCCAACUUGCUGGACGAGACACAGCCAAUAGGAAAAUCUACAUCCAAUUGCCAGGGAUUAGAAAGUUCAAAUACAUUCAGAAUGAAUUGCGAUCAAGAUUCUUAAUAACGAUGCAAGCACUGCGGUCAGAACAGACGCAGCUGAAGGGUGCUGUUUCAAUUCUGUAUUCUGUUGGGGAUUUCAAAGAUCGGUGCAAUGGAGCUGGUUUUGUGGAGCACACCAAAUUUGCACUUGCAGUACCUCAACACAGUGCAGGAAGCCAUAUAUGUUUCGAUGAUCCAAAUCAGUAUAUGGUCAUCAAGGCUGGACUUUCGGUACUAAAUGCCAAAUUUCGUGCUCGCGUCAGAGUGCAUUAUGGGAGUCACUUGGAGUGUCAGUACCUUCUAUCAACAUAUGGAAUCUUGACAAAUACUCUUCCAUUGACGACAAGCCACGGGGUUAACUUGAGUCGUCAUUUGGACUGGGUCGAAUCUUGCUUGAGGGAUAGUAAAGAUUCAGCAUUUACAUCGCCAGCUGGUAUCAAACCCAAUGCAGAUGAUGUCCUUUUCAUGGGAUACAAGACGAGUAGCAACCUUGGCAACGCUCGUCUUCGAGAAGGUGUGAAGGAAAUAUUCCUGCAGUACAGAGCUGGGAGUCAAGAGCAGAAGCGGCUUCUGAUAGAUGGUCUGAUUGCUCAGAUUCACAACUCUGGCGGUCGUUUUUUGAAACAAGACAAGGAAUCCAUUUGGCAUGAAGCGACAUUGAAAGAGUCAAGAACAAAGGUGAUGAAAAUUAUCAGCAACUACAAACGUCGACUAGGAACACCACGGUCGACCAUUAGUCCUCCUUCCUCGAUUAUCGGUGAGCCUAUGCCGGAGGAUGUUAUAUUUGGGAGAAACCAACAUAGUCGGGGCAAUGAGUUGCUCCAUCAUCUCGUCAAGGAGCGGUUCGAGGAGUAUGAAUCGUUGGACCGUGGAAUGAAAAUGUCAUUGGUAGACUCUAUAGCAAAGACGAUUCGUGAUGAAGGUGGACGAUUCCUCGGACCAGAGUCGAAUGGAUGGGUAGAGUUGUCGAUCGAACAGUAUCGGGUCAAAUUAUCCAAGUACCUGACCAACCAUCGACGACACUUCAAAAAAGGUGGGAAAUAUCAUACACUUUGA